This is a messenger RNA of Acanthopagrus latus (yellowfin seabream), 3273 nucleotides long. RefSeq names its product MON1 secretory trafficking family member Bb (gene mon1bb). The transcript is spliced from 6 exons. Lineage: Eukaryota; Metazoa; Chordata; Actinopteri; Spariformes; Sparidae. Gene Ontology annotation, biological process: protein targeting to vacuole; vesicle-mediated transport. The record is from RefSeq and is a predicted model, not a curated record. Bases 95 to 1972 code for a protein of 625 amino acids.
ACAAAUUUGGGGCACAUGAAACGUCACAGCGGUUCGGGUCGGGUCAUUUAAAACAGAACCCACAGGUUAAACUCGGGGCCACCAUUUUGAUUUUAUGAGCAUUGUUCCUCAGCCUGACAUUGACUGGGAUGGUAUCAUGGAGAGAGACAAUCAUCAAGAAGGAGAGGCAGAAGGAGUGAAGAUUUGUGAUCCACCCUCUGAGAGCAAUCCACCUGCUGACACCUUGGCGACUUCUCUCUCCCUCUUGGGGAAUCACAUGUUUCCUGAUCCAGUGGAGAGAAACGACAGUGCCACUGUUAACAAAGAGGAGCCUGCAGACUCACUUCCGUCAGUGGAUACUGCAGAAGAGCAGAGUCAGGAUGCCGAUCUCGAUUCUAACCAGGUAACAAAGCUAGAGGCCGAGGAGACAGAAAACUUGGGGCACAGCGAUGUGUCCAGCCAGUCCCAGUCAUCUGAAGAUGCUGCUGCUGACGAUGGCCAGGGAGACUCUGGGGAGUUUGUCGUUACAAUGCUGGCCAAGGCCAAGCUGGAGGAGCAAGGUAUAGGUGUGAAGGGAAGGUCAUCUCCCUUGUUAGAAGCAGGCACCCAGGAAUCUCCUGCAUUCAUCUCUCACCGAGAUGAGGACGUGACAGCGGACAGCUGGCGGCAGCACAGGAAGCAUGUUUUUGUGCUAAGUGAAGCAGGCAAACCCAUCUAUUCUCGAUACGGCAGUGAAGAGGCUCUCUCAUCUACAAUGGGAGUCAUGAUGGCACUGGUGUCCUUUGUUCAAAGUGGAGAUAAUAUCAUCCGCUCAGUCUAUUCAGAGGGGCAUACCGUGGUGUUCUUGCAGAAAGGGCCCCUUGUGCUGGUGUGCGUCUCCAGCAGUCGUCAGUCUGAGCGCCAGCUGCGCGGAGAGCUCCUCUACGUGUACUAUCAGAUCAUCAGCAUGCUCACCCAGGCCAGCAUAUCCCGCAUCUUUGAGCACAAGAAAAACUACGACCUGAGGAGACUCCUGGCAGGCUCGGAGAAGAUCCUGGACGGUCUUCUCAACCUGGUGGACUCUGAUCCCAGCUUCCUGCUUGCAGCGGUGCACUGCUUACCAAUAGCCUCCUCUCUCAGGGACUCUCUCAGCCAGAUCCUGCAGAAAGCGAUCACCCCUAAUCUGGUUUUCUCCAUCCUCAUUGCCAAUAACCAGCUGCUCACCAUCAUCCAAGAAAAGACAGUCAUCGAGGACGCCAGGCUGGAGCCCGCCGACGUCCACCUCCUGCUCAACCUCAUCGGCGCUUCCUCUGCCUUUCAGGCUGGGGAGAUCUGGACCCCCAUCUGCCUCCCCCUCUUUAAUCCUGACUGUUACUUUUAUGCAUACAUAUCUUACCUGGACCCUCCAGAAUGCACUGUGUGUCUGCUGCUGCUCUCGACAGACAAGGAGGCUUUCUACGCCGUCGCCGACUGCAAGAGGAAGAUAGAGGAGGCCAUGGUGGCUCAGAACUCCCUGAGCCUCAUUGCCAAAGUGCAGUCGUACAGCGUGAGCCAGGUGGGCGUCUCAGACCUCAGACACUUCAUGUACAAGCCCUUUGAUGUGCCAGACAACUACCGCCAGCUCACUCAGUUCACCAGCCCAGAGAUGGAGGCACCUUACAGCAGUGAGGAGGAGAAAAUGAGACUGCUGGACCUUUAUCGUUAUAUGCACAGUCGCAUCCACAGCACCUCACGACCCCUCAAGCUCAUCUACCACGUCGCUGAGAGGGAAACUCUGCUAGCCUGGGUCACGAGUAAAUUCGAGCUGUACACCUGCUUCAGUCCUCUGGUGACAAAGGCCUGCGCUAUCACUGCUAUCACGAAGCUUCUAAGGUGGAUUAAAAAGGAGGAGGACCGUCUCUUCAUCAGAUACCCCCCGAAGUAUUCAACCACCCCAAACCCCAGCAAGAGCUCUCGAGGUGGCAAAUCUGACCAGCAAGACUCCACAGAUAACGGCUUCUUAUCUCUUCUAUAGGACUCUGUCAAUGCUGCUUUAGUCGCUCUGCCUCAUUCAACAAUAGUUUGUACACUGGUUCCAAGAUAUUUUUGAACCCUCUUUUUGACACUUGUUGGACUUGACAGACUUUGACUACUGGAAUCAAACACUACAUUUUACACUAUUUAAGAAGGAAUGACCUCUCUUUCAAACUAGUAUUAUUUCUUUACCUUAACAAGAAAGCAUGUCAGUGCAUCACUGCUUUCGAUCUGGAGGAGUCAGGGCAAAAAAACAAAAAACAGCAUUAGUAUGUUUUAAAUUGAACUGUGGUAGAAAAUAACUGCAAUGAUAUUUAAAUGUUUUUAUAUUGUUUUUAUUACUGCAACAAGAGAGACAUGUUCCUCACGGACAGUGAAUGUAUCGCACAGAUAUGCCAGAACUAUUCAUGGCCUCUCUCUUGUGUCAGUUACGAUGAGGAGUAUAAGUUACUCUCACGUAAAGAGUUUCUUUUUCAUGACUCAAAAGCAUCCCAUUGUUGCAAAACAGGAUAUGCAAGAAACUUAAGUGUGUGUGGUUUAUGCCUCAAGAUGAACUGGAAUAACAACUGGAGGUGUUGGAACGGGGAUGGGUCACUGUGUGUCAUGCAGGGCCAUGAAUGAACAAACCGCCCUUCAUGAAUUUGGUUGCACAUCCCCGUGACAGAACCUCAAAACAAGUUUCAUAUCAGACGGUUUCUACUCAAAUUAAAAUGAUCAGGUCUUAUUUAUGUUACAUUCUGUGCAGAAAACGGGCACAAAAAAAAGACAUAGCCUGUUACACCUGAUCACUUUACAUGAUCGUCAUUGUCAUUGUUCUGUGUUUUCAUUGCUAGGAGUUGUUAGUUUGGACGUCAUCUGUUAAGCUAAGAAGAUGCCACUGAGCUCACGCAGUGUUUUUCUGCAGAUACUUCUAGUCGACACUUAAUGUAGUGACUUCAGGUGACUUAUCUUUUUGGACAAUAGUUUUGUAAAGAUGGUCUAUAAAAAGAAAAAAAGUAGCCUCAUCCUUGUGUCCUUUGAUGAAUUUCCUGUCAAUUCAAGUCUUAAAAGUAUGUCAAUAGUAUUAUGAAAUAAAUCCCAGGUUGCACAAAUCUACACUUGUCCCUAUGAAGUAGAGAUGUCGUUUUUAUCCAUCAGGAAAUGACAAAUGAACAUUUAACACUUGAUUUUGUGGUUCUGUUUUCUAUAAAUUCUCAGAAAGAACUGCCUUUUGGUCUUAAUUAUAUCAUAGAGGCAGCUGGUAGACUUCCAAUUGGUUACUUGAGUGUUUUGUCUGAAAGAUGAAUAAGCACUUAAGAGAAA